Messenger RNA from Cicer arietinum (chickpea), 1416 nucleotides. RefSeq names its product TATA-box-binding protein. Gene Ontology annotation, biological process: DNA-templated transcription initiation. Gene Ontology annotation, molecular function: DNA binding. Lineage: Eukaryota; Viridiplantae; Streptophyta; Magnoliopsida; Fabales; Fabaceae. The record is from RefSeq and is a predicted model, not a curated record.
UCUCUCUGACCCUAUAAGCUCCAGAUCUUUCCACACACAAUACAAAUACCUCUCUCUCUCUUUCUCUCUCUCUCUCUUUCUCUCUCUCUCUCUCCUCUUAUAUCUUCAUCACAAAUCUGCACAAACCAAACACACUCUUAUAAAAACCUCAAAUUCUCAAUCACUCUCUCCCUAUAAAAGAACCAUCUUUUCAAAUCCCUUCCCGCUUUCUUCACUCUUCUCUUUCCUACAUCUUCAUCAACCCGAUUCAAUCCUUGUCUUUUUCAGAUCCAAACCCUAAUUUUUCUCUCUAAAAAAAAGGGUUGAUGGCUGAUCAAGGAUUGGAAGGGAGUCAACCUGUAGAUCUACAGAAACACCCUUCUGGGAUCGUGCCUACCCUUCAAAAUAUUGUUUCAACAGUCAAUUUGGACUGUAAGUUGGAUCUCAAAGCAAUUGCACUACAAGCUCGUAAUGCAGAGUACAAUCCCAAGCGUUUUGCUGCUGUGAUUAUGAGGAUCAGAGAACCAAAAACAACUGCACUCAUCUUUGCGUCUGGCAAGAUGGUUUGUACUGGAGCUAAGAGUGAGGGACAGUCUAAAUUGGCGGCAAGGAAGUAUGCCCGUAUCAUCCAGAAGCUUGGUUUCCCAGCCAAAUUUAAGGAUUUCAAGAUUCAGAACAUUGUCGGCUCUUGUGAUGUCAAGUUUCCUAUACGGUUGGAGGGUCUUGCAUAUUCUCAUGGUGCUUUCUCUAGUUAUGAGCCAGAGCUGUUUCCCGGUUUAAUCUACCGUAUGAAGCAACCGAAGAUAGUCUUGCUUAUUUUUGUAUCUGGAAAAAUUGUUCUAACAGGAGCCAAGGUGAGAGAUGAGACUUAUGCAGCCUUUGAGAACAUAUAUCCUGUGCUUACUGAGUUCAGGAAAAAUCAACAAUGAUUUUGUCAUAAAAGCAGGGGCAACAUUCUCGCGGAGAAGCUCGUCGAAUUGUACAUAUACUAAGACAAAGGAGAUAUCUGAAUUUCUUUGUCAAAAAAAGGAGAUAUCUGAUUUGAAAAUUAAAACAGCCCUUUAUGUUGUUCUGCUUCUGGUUUUGAUGGAUCUUGAUAGAUAUUGUUAUGUGAAGGACAUUUUUUCUAUUGAAAUUGACAUUAAAAAAAAACGAUUUUGAAGAGGCAGAAGGAAAAAACAAAAGUGGGGGAAGCUUGAUGGAAUAACAUGUUCUGACAGUUAGCAUAUCAUGAAGUUUUGAACUAUCUUUUUUGAAAGAAAAGUUUUAAACUAUUUUGAUGUAUGGUGUUUCCUUAAAUUUUUAACCAUGUGAUAGGACUACUUGAUGGUAUCCACCACCUCUUGCAUUACAGUAGUGUAGUUGAUUGAACUGUAAAAAAAAGCUCUUUCUAUUUGUAGUAUGAAAAGUUUAUUAGAUUUGUUCUUUUAAAUCUUU